AUGACCAACUCUAUCUCGGCCAAUACUGCUGAGACUGCGGUCGCGAUUGAGGCGUUCUCCAAGCAGGUUCAGGAUCUCAUGACCAAGUACGGCGCGGAUGUCGUGUACAAUGUCGACCAGACUGCAAUCCAACACGAAGAAAUCUCCAAGCGCACAGUCAACGAUGCUGGCGCAUCGACGGUCUAG
Molecule: messenger RNA, 186 nt
Organism: Aphanomyces astaci
Lineage: Eukaryota; Oomycota; Saprolegniomycetes; Saprolegniales; Verrucalvaceae
Exons: 2
Coding region: 1-186 (61 amino acids)
Source: RefSeq, a predicted model, not a curated record